Molecule: messenger RNA, 1460 nt
Organism: Owenia fusiformis
Lineage: Eukaryota; Metazoa; Annelida; Polychaeta; Sabellida; Oweniidae
Source: the annotation of a GenBank genome assembly
UUUCAUUUUACAAUGUCCUUGAUACAAUAGUAAUAUUAAACAGACUAGAACUACACAGCCUUUAGCUGAUUUCCUGAUAUUAACCUGAAAAAACAUGCAGGCAGUUAUAUCAGUAAAUAUUUUGAUCAUCCUUUUUGGACAAAGGGCUGAACUUGCAAAAACUCGACCAAAGAGGCUCUUUAAACAUGUGAUCCACAUCGGAGUAGAUGGUUUAAAGCCUGGUUGUAUUGCGAACGCUACGGGAGGAGCGCCAACCUUUCGAAAACUCGGUGAAGAUGGCUCCUGGACACAUACGAAGGCACGCACGGUGAUCCAGACGUCGUCAGGUCCCGCAUGGACAGCAGCAUUGUGCGGUUUAAGUCCCAGGAUGAGUGGGGUCAGGAAUAAUCACUGGAAGGUACCUUGGAUCAAGUCUCUUAACUUUACUCCUCAAAUCCCUCCAAUAACAGGACUCGAUGAACCAUUUCCGUGCAUCUUUGAGACGAUUAAAAAACAAGACAAAGAUGUUCAAACUGCAUUUUUCUUCAGUUGGACAUGGUUCCAAAAUCUUGGUAAUACCGGGAUACGUGGUAACUACAUAGACCAUGAGGUAGAUGUUGGCUAUGGUAGUACACGCGCUGAAUACAGAGAGUCAGAUGAAUUAGUUGCAGGAAAUGCAACAGAAUACAUCAAAAAUGUUCUCCGUAAAAAGGCAAAGAGUUACUCCUUUAUAUAUCUCAACUUUAUCGACGAGACGGGUCAUUUAUCUCGCUGGUGUAGUCAAGAAUAUGAAGAUGCUGUCGGAGUCGUAGAUAACCUUGUUGGAGAUAUCGUUGAAGCUAUUGAAACAACUCCUGAACUUAAAGAUGACACUAUGAUAAUCGUACAUUCAGAUCACGGGGCAAUAUUCAACGACAGUGGACAUCAAUUUAAAGAAUCGAUCGAAGCUUUACUAAUUCCUGUAUAUCUGACUGGAUCUGGUAUAAAGAAAGCAUACGAGAUGCAGAAGAACAUAUGGAUAGAGGAUAUGCCUCAAACUGUCAUGUUUGCUUUGGGCCUCAAUCCCCAUGAUGUUUGGAGAGGGAAACCAAUGGAAGAGGCGUUUGAAACAGAAGUAAUUGAUUUAUGCCCCAGUUGUGGAUGGCUUUCACAUUCCAAAUGGACAUGGAUAAUUAUACUGACUGGAAGCCUUCUGCUAUUGAAUGUUUAAUCCCCGGAGCUUAAUCAUGUGAAGCAUUUUAGGUACUAAUUAUCAGUACUAAUUAUCACUGGCGGAUCCAGAAGCUAGCAAGGGGCCCACAUCUCGAGUCCCCCCGCCUCCCUGGAUCCGCCAGUGCAAAAGAGACUGUAUACAUUUUGCAAUAUAAUAGAUACAAUUUAAAUUGCAAAGUAAAAGUGAAGAUUCUACAGAAAUAGAGGGGAAUGAUGUGAUUUACAACAAAUGCUGCAGAUUUAUUUUUUCAUUUUAAGUUUACCAGUUG